Jaculus jaculus (lesser Egyptian jerboa) is the source of this 538-nucleotide messenger RNA. It is a transcript of the gene Pdcd5, whose product is annotated as programmed cell death 5. The record is from RefSeq and is a predicted model, not a curated record. Gene Ontology annotation, molecular function: DNA binding. NCBI's taxonomy places the organism in Eukaryota, Metazoa, Chordata, Mammalia, Rodentia, Dipodidae. Gene Ontology annotation, cellular component: nucleus; cytosol. The transcript has 6 exons. Bases 39 to 416 code for a protein of 125 amino acids.
UCGCCGCGGGGCCGGCGGGCGGAGCGCAGGGCGGCGCCAUGGCGGACGAGGAGCUGGAGGCGCUGCGGAAGCAGAGGCUGGCCGAGCUGCAGGCGAAGCACGGGGAUCCUGGCGAUGCUGCCCACCAAGAGGCUAAGCAAAGGGAAGCAGAAAUGAGAAACACUGUGUUAGCCCAAGUUCUGGAUCAGUCAGCCCGGGCCAGGUUAAGUAACUUAGCACUUGUAAAGCCUGAAAAAACUAAAGCAGUAGAAAACUACCUUAUCCAGAUGGCAAGAUAUGGACAGCUCAAUGGGAAGGUGUCAGAACAAGGCUUAAUAGAAAUACUUGAAAAAGUAAGCCAACAAACAGAAAAGAAAACAACAGUUAAAUUCAAUAGAAGAAAGGUAAUGGACUCGGAUGAAGAUGACGAUUACUGAAUAAAAGAUGUUCAGGGACUUGAUGGAGUCGUUCUGGGCAGUUACAUACAAUCCGUUACGUAUUUACUUUGUUUACUGUCUAUAUAUGCCUUUUGGAAAAUAAACUUGUUAUGCAAACUCAA